Molecule: messenger RNA, 2079 nt
Organism: Schistosoma turkestanicum
Lineage: Eukaryota; Metazoa; Platyhelminthes; Trematoda; Strigeidida; Schistosomatidae
Source: the annotation of a GenBank genome assembly
UUCGGAUCCUUUUUUAAAAUGGAACGAUUUAGGUCAGUCAGUUAUGAUUACGUUUAGUUCCCAAAAUCUAGCUGGCACCUUUGCCAGCCGUGGUGCUAAAACUGAACCACCAUCCUUAACGAUUUUCAGAGCCUAUCGCUUUCUCCUGAUCUAAUGUAUAUAUGGAAUUCCUAAGAUUAAGUUAGCUUUGUGUCGAUUUCUAUUUUAUACUGUUUGGGAAAUGGGGUUAUUGGGAAUGUAGUAGCCAGCAUAUAUCAAAACGUUUUAAUAAAUUUAAUUUUUGUGAAUCCUAAUGCAUCCAUCAGCAUCAUAUGAUUUGGCUGAUACUAUAAACAGAAGAUUGCUUUUCAUGCUUUGUAAAAAUGUAAAAGUUCCCAUCAAUAAUCCGUUCAUUUGUUUAUGUUUGGCCGUAACAAUAUCCGAUUAAAAUAUUGAAUGUAUGCAGCAGAUCAGACUAUUAUGAUAUCUGACAAGUGAACAAUAGAGAGUGCAAUCAUCGUUCACAUAUUUUGAUGAUUUAGGAAGAAAUAUUGAUGAGAUAUGUCUUUAGGGUGUUCAGUUUACCGCUCGAUGUAUUAUGCGAGGUGACCGAAUUUUUGUUUUUCUUUGUUAAACAUAUCACUAGCAACUUUGAGGCCCCUUUACAUUUUUCUUGGCUCUAAUUCUAGAAGAAUAUACAAAAUCUGUCGUAUCGAAAAUGAAUAUAAUCCAUAGUAGUGGUAUUCGGUUUAUAAAUUGGAUUCAAAACUGUGAACAACUGGAACCUUUGUUCACAGCCGUUAGUCAUUUCGGUAGUCCUAAUACUGCCUACUUAUUGACAUUUCCAACUGCUUAUUAUAUUGAUCCAACUUUAGGCAUCAUGACAAUCUUAUGCGCAGCUACAGCUGACUGGUUAAACGGAAUACUUAAGUGGAUUUUAUAUGGUCAUAGACCAUAUUGGUGGGUUACACUGAUUCAUCCAUUGGUUGAUGCUGACUCAUUAUCAAUUAGACAAUAUCCACUAACAUGUGAAGUUGGACCUGGUAGUCCUUCAGGUCAUUGUAUGGUAACUGUAGCAAGUCUAACACCAAUGAUAUGUUAUUUCUAUCAUAAAUUAAAAAAUCGAAACCAUCAGCGAUAUUUAGUAACAUUAUGCUGUCUACUUUUUGGAUUAAUUGCCCUUAGCCGCUGUUAUUUGGCAGCGCAUUUUCCCCACCAAGUCAUUUUAGGAAUAAUAUCAGGUGCCAUAGUUGGAUUAUUGUUCACUUCAGUUGGUAGUUUUACUAGUUCACAAAAUGACGACAAUAUGAACUGGUUACAUAGACAAUCUGUUUAUCUUUUAAUUCAUCCAAUUAGAUUAAUUUGGCUGGGCUUCAGUUCGUUCCUGUUCGCAUACAUGUUUAGCGUAUUCUUAGAGUAUGGGUUGAAAUUAGAUCCUAAUUGGAGUAUAACUUUAGCAAAAUCAGCUUGCUUACGACCAGAAUGGAUUCAUUUAUCAACUAGUCUUAUGAUGGGAUUUUCACGAAUUGCUGCAGGUGCUACUAGUUUAUCUUUAAGUUUACUUCUUAAUAAACCAACACAUUCGAAACAAUUAGUACUGGGCACCAAUUCCAUAUCAAUUAUUCUAUUCAGUUUAAUCAUAGUGCUGAUUAGUACAAAAUUGAUGGAAUCAAUAUGUAAUCAGUUGAUUGAUCUUUUUCCAAUUCAAAAUAAUAAUGAAUCAAUGAUGAAUUUGUUAAGUUUAUUUCAUCAUUCAUUUUUACAAAAUACUACUAUAUGUCCAUUUAUGACAGUUUUCAUUGUACCAACAUGUAUGAAUUGGUUUCUGCAUAAGUAUAACAAAUUAAAUAAUAAAAUAUGAUUUUUUAUGUAAAACUACUUCUAUUCAUCAUCAUCAUCAUCAACAUUUUAUUUUGAGAUAAAUAUUAAAAUCAGAAAGCUGAUGAUUUCAAGAGAACUUUUAAAACAGAACAAACAAAGAAACGACACAAUACUUGCGAUCAAUAUUACUUCAAAGAUACCAACCAUUUCAACUUGUUACAUCAUUACAUUUAUCUGGUUUAUUGUUCUUUCAGAAUAAUUUAUAUAUAUAUAUAUAUA